CAUGCGCAGUUGUGACAGUAUUUUGGAAAUGGCGCCUGUGUUGAAGUGCUAGUCGGCGGUUGCAGAGUUUGUUAGCUUGGUUUACUGCUAGCUGGAAUUUUCUGGCUUAUUUAUUUACAGAAGUAAAAAGGUAACCCUUUAAUGGAUUUGCGCAGAUUAUGACCAAGGAGAGACUGCACCAGAAGACGCGUUUGAUAUAUUCGACAUUAAUAAAUCAGUUAUCGGCACACAGGUAAAUACGUGAGGAUGCGUGACCUGGCAGCUCAGGUGACCAGCAGUCUGCUGCGUUUUCCUGCAGUGACGGUGGAAGCUUUAGGAGAAGAUGAAGUGACGCUGGACUCGGUGCUUCAUGGGAAAUUCACCGCGGGUCGCAGCGUGUUGGCGUGGCUGGCGUGCGGGCCGCACUUGGAGGUGGUGCACGCGGCGACGGGCGAGCGUUUCUCUGCGUAUCGCUUCAGCGGCGUGACGGAUCACCUGCAGCCGAGCGUGACGGCGGUGAGAGAGUUCGGCUGGCUGAAGCGCAGCGGGCUGCUCGUGGGGCUGCAGGAGGACGAGAGCAGCAUGCUGUGUCUCUACGACCUCGGCAUCUCGCGCGUCAUUAAAGCCGUCGUCAUACCAAACAGGAUCACUGCCAUCGAGCCGCUGGUGAGUUAUGGAGGAGCGAGUACGAGUACGCAGCACCUGCACCAGAGCCUGCGCUGGUUUUUUGGCGUGGUUGCCGUGGUGACAGAUGUGGGACACGUCCUAUUGGUGGAUCUGUGUUUAGAUGAUUUCUCCUGCACUCAGACUGAGCUGGAGGCCUCAGAUCUGGAGGUGGUGAAUAAAUGUCCGUCUGAUAUUCCGCGUCUGAGAGAGGGAGUCACUCAGCAGGGACGCCACCUCUGUCUCCAGCUGUGCAGCUCCACGGGGACGGGGGUCUCGGCGCUGCACUUCAUCAGCCGCACCAAUCAGCUCGCUGUGGGCUUCACCGACGGCUUCCUGCAGCUCUGGAACAUGAAAACGCUGAAGAAAGAGUAUCACUCUCAGCUGGAGGGCGGCCGAGUCCCAGUGUACGCCUUUAACUUCCAGGAGCCGGAGAACGACCCGAGGAACUGCUGCUACCUGUGGGCUGUUCAGUCAGCGCAGGAUCUUGAGGGUGAUGUAGUCAGCCUCCAUCUGCUGCAGCUGGCGUUCGGGGAGAGGAAGUGCUCAGCAUCAGGGAAGAUCAUCUACGAGGGUCUGGAGUACUGUGAGGAGCGCUACAGUCAGGAUCUGAGCGGUGGUGUGUUUCCUCUCAGAGCUCAGGCCACACACACUCGCCUGCUCAGCUGCCAGACCAUCGAGAAGUUCCGCCAUCAUCCCGACAGAGAGGACAGCGUUAACGAAGUGGCGUCUCCUGAUACGAGUGUGUCGGUGUUCAGCUGGCAGGUGAAGUCGUAUGGACAGGGCCAGCCUUCCACCUUCAUCGGCCUGUUCGACAUUAACAGAUGGUACCACGCGCAAAUGCCUGACUCACUGAGGGCGGGCGAGUCUCUGCAGAACUGUCCCUACCUGGCCGUGUGGUCUCUGGACUCGGUGGUGGAGGUGACUCAGUCCUGCCCCCUGCUGGACGUUGUGGUUCAUGAGCGCAGUCUGAGCAGAGCGCUGCCCCACACCUGCCCCCCUCCCGAGCAGUUCUACAACCCGAACACAUACAACUUCGAAGCGAGCUGUCUGCUUAAUGCUGGAAUAGUCCACUUCACCUGCUCCGGAUAUCAGAAAGAGACUCUGAGUUAUCUGAAGAAAGCUGUGCCGAGUCUGAGUGACGGGAUUUCUAACGGAUAUUCCCGGUGCCUGAUGUCCGGCCUGCUGUCCUCUCGGCUCGCGGACGUUCAGCCGUCCAGCCUGACUGAGCAGGAGCAGCUGGACGCCAUUUUAACCACAGCAGUGGAGACGAGCGCUCUGGGUCUGAUCACCGGCUGCAUUAAACAGUGGACGACGGAGGAGCAGGCCGGAUCCGCAGUGAACCUGCGCUACAUCCUGGAGUGGGCCUGGGACAAAGUGGUCAAAACCAAAGAGGAGCUCGACGGCAUAUGUGCUCCAUUAUUCGACAGCUCAUCUAAUUUUACUGAUCCUCAAACGCUGCAGCUUCUCCAGCACAGCCAGAGAUUACUGAGUAACCUCAGCACCAUCUUCCACUGCCUGCUGAACGAGGCUCAGGAGCUCACACAGAGAGGUGUAAUCGGUCUGGUGAAUAAGUGCAUGGUGUCCAGUCUGAUCUCUCAGUACGCUCAGGUGGUCCUGUGGUUCUGCCGCACCGGUCUCCUCCCCGAGAGCGCCGAUGACGACGUGCUGCAGAUAUCGCGGCCUUUUUACAGUUUCUCUGUGAUUAAGAAUUAUUACACGGGUCAGAGGGAGGAGCUGCACAGACUCGCCAAAGAUAAGUGGAACGCUGACUGUCUGAUGAUAGACGGGUUGGUGGCUCAGUGUGGCGAGCGUCUCUCGGAGCUGUGGACGAGAGACCAGGGCGGGACCGGGCAGUACCCACCUCCAUCUCUACACGCCCUGCUGGAUUUAUACCUCCUGGAAAAUGUAGAAGAAUCUACCAAACACGCUAUUGUGAUUUAUCUGCUCCUGGAUGUGAUGUACUCUUUUCCUAAUAAGAGCGGAGCGUCAGUGGAAUCUUUCCCCACGGCUUUCUCCAUCCCCAUCGGCUUAGUGAAGCUCGUACAGGGUCUGUGGUUACUCGAUCACCACGACCACGAGAACUCUCUGGACCUGCUGCUCCACCCCUCCGUCUCUCCGUGUGUGUGGGCGUGGCAGCACUCUCGGGUUCUGCAGGCUCUGAUGAUCCAGAACAAACACAGCACAGCGCUGCACUACCUGCACAUGAUGAAGCCCUCCAUCACCUCCACCUGCUUCACCAAGCUGUGUGUGUCUGUACUGCUGCACAACAGGUGUAUAGUGGAGGCGUGGGCGUUGUUGAGGCAGCAGGUUAAUAAACUCAGCAUGGACGAGCUGCUCAGGUUUUUCUAUGAGACGUGUCAGGAGCUGGGUUUAAUGAAGGAGCUCCUCAAACUCCCCCUCCAACCCUCUGAACAGGAGUGUUUGGAGCGCUUCCUGCAGGAAACCGGAGGGUUCCAGAACAGAGAGCUCCUCAUGGUUCACUAUCUCCAGCAGGCCAACUACGUUCCUGCGCUGCAGAUCAACCACACGCUGAAGAUGAACCUGGCUGGCGAUCGCGAUCCUAAGAUGAAGGAGAGAUCGAACACGAGGAACUCCAUCAUGACUCAGUACGGGAAGGUGUUACCCCGCGCGCAGAGGAAGCUGGCCAUCGAGCGCGCAAAGCCGUAUCAGCACCCGUCCACCGUCCUCAGAGAGGUUACGAGGCCGCAGCCGUUAUCCACCGUGGCUAAACGCUCCACUACCGAGAACGUCCUGAGCAGAGCGGCCUUCAUUAAAAACGUCCUCACGAAGAUUGAGGAGGUGUGGAUCGGCAAGGACACCACGCCUGAGCCCUCCCCUCUCAAGAGCCCUAAAGCUGCUGACGCUCUGGUGUCCAGCCCGAAUCCUCCGACCUUAAACGUCCCUGAGGCUUUUGUUGGGACGCCGAUUAACAUGCUGACGAAGAGGAUGUCCAGACUCUUGGAUCUGGCGGUGCAGCCGUCGUCCCACGCGACUCCAGACGCGUCUCACACUCAGGCGACUCCGUCCAGAUCCGUCAGUUCCUGGGCUGCACCUAAACACAUCAGCAGAGCUCCGGAGCUCAGCCUGUUACACACUCCUCAGGUGGUGAAGAGAGCUCGAGCUUUAGCUGCGUCCGGUCCGGUCUUCUCCUCCUUCACCCCUCAGUCCAUCCUAAGGAGCAGUCUCCGCCCCACUCCUAUAGCCACGCCCACUGCAUCACCUGCCCGAUCAGCCACGCCCCCUUUACGCCCCAAAGAGAGUCGCAUCACCUUCGUGGAGGACAGUGAAUCUCCAGAUCUACCCAAGAGCCCCUCCCUGCACUGGAGCAACGGGCUCACUGCAGUUGAUGAAAUUAGCGAGCUGAAGCGCCCACCCCUGCCACCAGAGGGCGGAGUCGAGGGAUGGAGCGAACAUUCUGGUGAAGAAGAGGAGGAUGAGAGAGAACCCAGCGUAGCGCUCACACCUUCAUUAGAACAGAAAGAGAGCGUGGAGACGGAGGAACCGACGCAGGUCUUACCCACGCUAGAGCGCAGGCCCAGUCUGGGACACGAGACAAGCGCACUCUCCGUCCAAUCGGAUUCCACGCUGGAAUUCCACGACGCUCCUUCUCCGGCGGAUGUGAUGAGACCAGCAUGGCAGUCGAACAGCAGGCUGGAUGAAGAAGAUGAAGUCGUCAUCGUCAGGCGUCCGGAGUCAGACACUGACAUCAGAUUGCUUUGUGCUGAAGAGCCGAUUGUGAACCAGGAAAUGGAAAACGAUGACGUUUCGGAGUUUGAGAUGCAGCCAGAUGCACAAGAACAUGCAAAAGAAGACACCGAGGAACGGAGCGAGGAAUCGACAGCAGAAAGAGAAGUGCAGAAUACGCCAGUUGUUCCGGUCGCUUCACUGGAGGAGUCGGAUCAGGAUGAUUCAAUGAAUCAUGAGGUAGUUUUGGCACCACGUGAACCAAUCAGAACCUCUGGAACGUCUGAGGAGCCAAUCAGAGCGGAGGAGAUCAAGGACCUUGAGCCAGCUCCACUACCGAUCACUGAUGACGCCGUCACUGCCGAGGAGCCAAUCAGAGAGAGUCCCGAAGAAUCUGAGUCACGUGAAUCAGUUGAACACUCCGUGGUUAAUAACGAGCCAAUCGGUGAGCUUCCUGCUUUUGAUAGCGACGCUGUUUCUGAAGAGCUGAAAGAGAAACCCGAGGCCAUGGAGACAUCAGAUCUGGAUGAUUACGUGGAGCGUCAGUUAUUCGGUGAUCUCUCGCCUCCGCACUCCCACGCCGACAGUAAAGAGGCUUUAGAAGUUAACAGUGAGCCAUGUGGAGAUGUUAAAGAUCUCGGAGCUGAAGAUGAUACACACAAAUCUGUCGCCUCGUCUGAAGCUGCGACCUCCGAGUCACGAUCUGUAGUCAGCCUGAACGACACUGAGGAGCUCUCCAGCUCUGACGAGGAUGAAGAGGAGAUUGGGGAGGAGGAGGAAGAGGAGGAGAAUGCAGAAGGCGAGGAGGAGGAGGAGGAGGAGGAGGAGGAAGACUCGGGCAGUGAGGUGGAGAUUAUAGAGGAAGUAAAAGGAAACGGGACGCAGCAGCACCUUUACCUGCAGGACCUCCAACCUGAAGAUCAGUUCCUCCAAGAGCAGGCGGCGGCUGUGCUGUCCCUCGUCUCUGACCCACAGCUGAAGGUGGUGGACGGCUGUGAGGAAGAGGAAGGUCAGGUGGUGGUGGUUGGCCUGAGACCUGCGAGCCUGGAUGAUGAAGGUGAUGUGUGCUACACGGAGCUGAAGCCCUCCACCACUCUCCUCGUUCCUAUCGAGCUGGCCGCUGAGCAUCAGGAGCUUCUGCACGGAGCCGAGCUGCCCGAGGUCGCACUUCCUCUCAGCUCCAAUAACUUCUCCCUCAUGCUGGAGGCAGAUGAUGAAGAACCAGCUGCUUUAGAAAUGGACGCUGAAAACCAUCUAACUCUGCAAGAGAACACAGAGCACGCUGGAGAUAUGGAGGAAGAACCAAAUGCUAACAGGGAUGAUGUUAGUGUGGAGCACGCUGUCCUCGAGCCUGAGGAAAUGUUCAGAAUGGAGGAGAUACCUUCAGAAACGGUUGUGCCAGAUGAUGUGGAACCUAAUAAAGUAUACCUAAUAGAGGAGGUUCAGAUGGAGCAGGAAGUGACUGAAUCUGAACCGAACGUGGAAGAUCAACCUGGUGAACCAGCCGAAGAAGUUCAGAAACAGUCGAAGUCAGAAGCAGUGGCAGAACCUGAACCACUUAUAGAAGAUCAACCUGAUCAAUCAGCAGAUGAAGCUCAAGCAGAGCAGACAGAAGAGAAAAUGGAGCGAAUUCCAGAUUCUGCCAUUGAAGCUCAAACAGCAGAGGAGCCUGAGGAGAAACCAGUGGAACCUUCACGAGAACCUGUGGAGAAACCAGUGGAAACUGCAGAGGAGCCUAUGGAGGAACCUGUGAAGGAACCUGUGAUUGAAGAGACUUUUGAUGUAACUGAUAUAUGUGUCACUGGUCAGGUUCAGGAUUCAGGCUUGACUGAAGUCAAGGAGGAUGGUUUGGUCCAUAAUGAGAAGAUGGCUGUUGAAGAUGUUGUAGAAUCUAGUGAGCUGGUUCCUGUAGCUGAAGACCAUGUUUCUGAAGCUAAUAGAGCUGAGUUGAAGGAAGUACAACAAAGCCCAGCAAGAAGAGGAAGAAAGACCGUUACAUUUCCAGUAACCGUGAUGGAACCUGAGAAAGAUGCUUCUGAAGAGGAGCGAGCUGAUUCGAAAGUGCCUUCCACACCAAGACGCGUAACGAGGAGCGGCAAGCAGCUGCUGGAGUCUGAAGUUCUCAUCACACCAAGGAGAAGCACAAGAAAAACUGAUUCUGAAGUCAUUGUGGAGGAGGUGCCCUCAACAAAAGCAACUCCUCCACGUAAGACUCCACAGAAAGCUACACCCAGGAGAGGAGCUCGCAAAACGAGGAGCUCGAGUGCAAACGAUGACGUUGAAGAAGUCCAGAAUAUGGAGGAAACGUCAAUUGUUGAACAUCAGAGCGCAAGGAAGACUAGAAAAGUGGCAACAAUCGAGGUCCCAGAGCCGAUCCCUGAGGAGAAACCUGCGGAAAACCAAGCUAACACUAACGCUAGUCCCGGCAGGGUGACUCGCCAGUCGAGCAGGAGGCUGAGCUUAACGCUGGAGAACUUCCAGAUGGUUUCAGACGUUCAGAACGCGUCUUUAGUGACGCCACCGAGGAGCAGAAGGAAAACCAGAGGCACUACGGAGGAAAAAGCAAACAACGAGACUUACAUAGUGGACAGCGCUCAGCUUCAAAACGUUUCCAGACGACUGACGAGGAGCCGGCACUGGAACGACGGAGAGGAACUCGAGAAACCAGAGAACCUGGAAUCCACCAAUCUGCUGGAGAGCGCUUUGAUGGAGAGACUGAACAAUGACCAAGCUAAAGAGAGUGAAGUGGUAACGGAGAUAGUGCGCGCCAAGCGGCGGACCAGAUCUGUAGCUCCAGCUGUGGACCAUGAAGAGCAGAACGCUGAAGCUCCGGAGUCAGCGCUUUCUACUGAGCAGCAGGAGCAGAAGAAGAAAUCUGCUCCGUCUGUUAGAAGAACGAGAGCCAGCAAAGCGCCAGAACCCGACACCUCACCUGUUAGCGACGGCGCGUCUGGGGCUCAGAGAGCGAGAGGAAAGAAGAAAGACGUCGCUGUAAACGAUGUUGUUUUGUCUCCUCCUGUGACCCGAAUGAGACGAGCGACCGCGGUUCCUGACAGCCGGCUCCAGGAAAAGAUCUUAUCGGAUGAAGCUGAAGCGGAAGCUGAAGCGGAGGUUAAAACGAGGAAGAAGAGAACGACGAGAGCGAGAGCCGAGCCCGAACCCGUGACGGUGGAGCUCCUGUCUCCUCUGGCGAGUCCAGCAGAACCGGUUCAGAGGAAGAAGCCGGCGGAUCGAGAGGCCGCCGCUCCGAAGAUGAACCUGCGGCGGAGACGCAUGAUGGAGGCCAUUUUCCCCAAACCAGUCACACGCAGGAAGAAACUUUAACGCUGAUCACACCGCCAUCAUCAUCAUCAUCAUCAUCAUCUUCAUCGUGGUUUUCUUUCCCUCUGGAGCUUCCUGUGUGCAUCUGCGUGUACAGUAAACACACCUGUUUCCCUCACGUCCUGAUUUUUACCAGGACUUUAUGCUGCCUGCUGUUUUCUAAUUAAGGAAAUGAUUUUUGAAGUGAAUAAAUAAACAGAGCUCUAAUUUGGGAGAUUUAAUUUUAUAUUAAAUAAAUAAUUAAACUUCGAAUGAGCGAAGUUUACAGCACGGAGCACUGAGGGAAGCCAAACGAUGCAGAAGUCUUAAGUUUUAAAAACGUGCAUUUCUACAAAUGUAAAUAGUCUUUUAGGGAUGUUCUGAAUAAAAUUUGAUACCUGUGAA
Molecule: messenger RNA, 8034 nt
Organism: Pangasianodon hypophthalmus (striped catfish)
Lineage: Eukaryota; Metazoa; Chordata; Actinopteri; Siluriformes; Pangasiidae
Gene: ahctf1
Product: AT hook containing transcription factor 1
Exons: 36
Coding region: 247-7653 (2468 amino acids)
Source: RefSeq, a predicted model, not a curated record